Molecule: messenger RNA, 3209 nt
Organism: Anneissia japonica
Lineage: Eukaryota; Metazoa; Echinodermata; Crinoidea; Comatulida; Comatulidae
Product: tripartite motif-containing protein 3-like
Exons: 4
Coding region: 86-2152 (688 amino acids)
Biological process (GO): negative regulation of translation; protein polyubiquitination; proteasome-mediated ubiquitin-dependent protein catabolic process
Molecular function (GO): ubiquitin protein ligase activity; zinc ion binding; translation repressor activity
Source: RefSeq, a predicted model, not a curated record
ACCAUUCAGAUGUUUUCCAUCUCGGAAGCGAAUAUCGUCUCUGGUUUUUAAAAUUUAUCCUGGAAUAAAAGAAUACUUAUCAAGUAUGGCAGAAGAUUCGAUCCGCCGGGAGACGAUAGACGAGGCCUUCCUCAAGUGCCCGAUUCACAACGACAGGUACGAGCGCGCUAAAACACUACCUUGCUUGCACGCUCAAUGCCUGGAUUGCUUGGAGAAAUCCGUCCAUUCCAAUGGCGGGAAAUUGAUUUGUGCUGCCUGCCAACAGGAGCAUAUCUUCCCAAAAAGAGGUAUUGAGGAGCUUCCAAACAGCAUGUUCCUUCGAAGCUUGAUUAAUUUUAUUGACAAGCAUGGAAAUGGAAACUUGCGUAGUGAUCGAAUCUGUAUGGAACCUACAUUUUGUUUGAAGCAUUCUAACACUGAAAUCAGUCGAUUCUGCAUUACUUGCCAAGAAGUGGUUUGCUCCCGUUGCAUCACUGUAUCUCACCCUGCUGACGAUCACAAACUUGAAGACGUUCAACGUAGCUACGUAGACAAGAGAGAGGAAGUGCUCGGUCUUCUUGGGGAGAGUCGCGAGAAGAUUGAAACUAUCGACACUGCUUAUGAACGAGUAGAAAGUGUUGGUGAAGAGUUAAGGAAGAACACCGAAGCUGCCAAAUCUGCUGUAGAAGGUAUUGCCAGACGUCUCUGUGAAAAGGUUAUGAAAUAUCGUGAUGAGCUUCUGCGUGACAUCGAUCGAACAUGUGCUGUAAAGAAAGACGGCGUUGACAAGCAGCUCCUCCAUCUUCGCAACGCUCGUCGCGAAUUGUCUGACAGCUGUGAAUUUGCCGAUAAUCUCGUAGCAUUUGGUAACCAUGUGACACUUCCAGCUGAAGGUACAAAAACCAUCAAUCGAUUGGAAGAUCUUCUUUCCAAAAAGGUGAACAUCGCCCCGAUUGAAACCUCCAACCUGGAAUUCCAGAUUAACGAUGAGUUUGAGCAAGAUCUGCGCAAAGACUGCGUAGGACGCGUUGGAACAACUCUACCAGCUGACCCUCUGAAAUCCAAAGUGGAGAACGUCAGCGAGAAGGAUGCAACUGUUGGUGUCGAAUUACAAUUCCUGGUCACACUCUGUGAUGAGAUGGGCACUCAAAUUGCCGAGGGAGGAAGUGAUGUCGUGGCCCGUAUGGAAUCAGCAGAUAAAAGCAUCAUGCCUAUUCUAGCAAACGACAACAGUGAUGGAACAUACGCCAUUAAAUUCGUCCCACAUCGUUUUGGAAAGAUCAAAGUCCAUGCUACCGUGUUCGGAGAUCCAGUAACUGGAUCACCUUUCGAAGUGAAUGUCGCUCCACGAGGCGGAUUGGCUUUCGAAUACGGUGGCUCUAACGGCCAGCUUAACCAACCACGUAGUGUCACGACCAAUUCGGAGGGCAACUACAUCAUAUCUGACCGUUUCAAUAAUCGUAUUCUUAUUAUGAACCGCAACGGCGAAGAGAAAGAAGAAUUCACCCUGGAGUACGACGGCAUGCAGCAUGCUUUCAGUCCAGACGGCGUUGCAGUCACCCGCAAAGACGAGAUUGUCAUCGCUGACUUCUACAACCAUGAGGUUUUCGUUCUCGAUCGUGAAGGGAACUUGAUCCGUCGAUUUGCUAAGGAACUUCUUCUUGGACCAAUUGGUAUUGCUGUUAACAGUAAAGGUUUGAUUCAUGUAGUUGACCACAAGGGACGUUGUCUUAAGGUGUUCACCACUGAAGGGGUGUACAUUCGAACCAUCGGAGGAGAGGGAACCAAGCCUGGCAAAUUCCGCAUCCCAUGGUUUGUGGCCAUUAACAGUAAAGACCAUAUCUUCGUGGUCGACACAGGUAAUGCACGUGUGCAGCAUUUUAACGAUGCUGGAAAGUACGUGCAUAGUUUCUCUAUUGCCUACGAGACCAAGGAGUUGAAGCCACGUGGCAUUGCCAUCGAUGGCAGAGAUCGUAUCAUUGUAGCAGGAGGCAACCGCAUCUCCAUGUACGGCUGUGAUGGUAAGCUCCUCAAGAGAAUCGACAAGCCCGAGGACGGAAUGAGUUUCCCUUGUGGCUGCACCGUCACUAAAGACAAGCCUGCCCUAGCCCUAGUCUGUAAUGGACCUCCAGACGGAGACAAACACACCGUCAAGGGAUUUGUUAUUGGAUAAUCAGCUUUUGGGACGUGGCUAGCACCCACAUAUUGCGUGAGGGUUUUGGUUUUAUAUUCCGGGAAGCAUGCACCACACUCAAUUCUCCGCUUUUCUAGGUGGUUAAUAUAUUUUCAGUGCUUAUCUUUGACUAAUUAUGUUUAUGCAUUAUCCUGUUUAUCCUCGAUUAGGCCUAUCCCAGAGUAUCCUCUCCGUAAUUUUCAAGUAUCAAAUUUUUUUUUCAUCAAUUUGUGAUUAUAGGAUCGUAGACUCGUAGACAGCGGACAUCAUUAUGACAUAUAAUGUCCAGACCAACUGAACACCCACCGAUUAGGUUAAGAUUAUUUAGUAGAAUUUUGGACUUGCACCUAAGGGGCUACUGUAAGGAAUUAGAUAUUAAUUGAUUGUUGAGUUAGGAUCUAAGCAUUACAUCCUGAAAGCGUUGAUUUUAUUUAAUGAAACUAUUUAAUGAAUAUUUUUCUCAAAUUUCUAUACGUAAAAAUUAGGGUCUUUACCCUCUUCAUUAUUCUGUCAUGGGCAGUUCCUAUUAUUUUCAUUUUUAGAAGAUAAAAAACAUCUAAACACUUGAAAAAUAAACGUACAUAAAAAUACUCUAAUGAGUAUUCGUGUGUGCUACACAAUUUUGUGUCGCCAUCUUGUGAGAGGUGUCGCAUCUGGCAAUCCUCUUUUUGACGAAACCCAGACGAAAAACAUAGACUUAUUUGUACUUGUAGAAUUUUCAAGAAUUCCAUAAUCGAUAACCUUUUGAUUUGUAAGCCGGGAAAAGCAAUAUUUAUUGCUUUGUAUUUUUAUUAUAAUGAAAAUCGCUUUAUUUACCUUGUAUUUCCAGUAAGAGAGCUAGCUAGCCUAAGUUAUAAAACGUUUGGAUGUAGAAUUUUAUUGACGGGGAUUUUUUAGGCGGUACUGUAUCAUGAUUCGAAAGGAAAAGAAGAUAUAUUGAAGAUAUGAGCUGACCAGGUUAAGUACUGUAGGCAUGUUUGCAGUUUAGAGGAAGCAAGUCAAUUAUUGUAACAUCCGAUAACGAUAAGACAAAUAAUAAAUGUUUUUAUAGCGAGCA